AUGUUAUUGAUAUGCAGGAGAGGUGAUACGAACCUCGCAUACCGUCCUGAAUCCUUUGGGGAGUUACUGGUAACAGUAUGGUGUUUGGUGGCGCUCAUGACGUUUAACACGGGUCUCAUAGAAACUAGAAUGGAGGAAGUGGACUCUAAGUACAAAAGUAUGGAGCCGCAUCUGACUUCCACGGAGAAGCCGAAGCUUGAACCUCAUGUGGAUUUGAAGAUGGGCAAAUGUUUCCACAUGUCCCGGGAACACUGCCCCACGGAGACCAGGUGUAAGAGAGUGGACCCUGUCUCCGUGUUCUGUUGUGAUGUAGACAGCACCAAGCUGAAGGAAGCCUUGGCGAUCACCGUGACUCAGAACACAGUCAACCUGCAUGUGUUGAACGCCACUAUCGAGGAGUUGGAUGUAUCUCAGUCAAUAUUCCGUCGCCUCACUUCCAUGGCGCUCACUGACGGAAACAUCGGGAGAAUUGUUGCCGAGGAAUAUUUGUCGGAUGUAAAAAAUAAUGGAAGUCAGUUCCCCAAGUAUUCUUCCAUCGCGUGCCUGAACAUCUCCAACAACAACCUGAGCUCAGCCACAGUAGGCGGGCCGCAGCCGGUCCAGCGUCCCUUCGCCUAUCUCUUUACCUUAUCAGUUCUGGACGCCUCCGCUAACAACCUCACGGAGUUCCCUCUCAGCCUGAUGCAGAGCAACCGAAAGAUAUUCCUCGAUCUAUCUGGUAACAAUUAUCUUCCAUGCAAACACUUCUUGAUAGCCAUGGAGGCUAACAACAGUUCAUUGGUGACCUUCCUCAACUACAACCGUACGUUCUGCGCCCUGGACCUGAUGUUCAACUGGUUCACUGAACUACAGAUAGUACCCAUCGAUCACCUCCGAGUACAGAAAGAGGUGAACGCCAGCUGCCUCAAGAUCCGUCCCCCUGAGUCCAGGUGUUCGUGCGCGCCGGACCGCCUGGAGCUGCUGGACGGAGCCGUCACCAACGUGGUGGCGGUGGACUGCUCGCGGAGACACCUGCAGCAGAUGCCCACCAACCUGCCGCCUAACACCGUCAAACUCAACGUCUCAUACAACAAUAUAACGUCUCUCCAAGCGGUGUCAGACGACCCGUCGUACGAGCACCUACGGAACCUGCUGGUGGACCACAACGACAUCACCAGCAUCGUGGACCUGGAGGGGACCAAGUUCAUUGAUAACUUCAUGGUCUUCUCCAUCACAAACAAUAAGCUCAAGACGAUUCACACAUACGUGUUGUCAAAUCGUUUCGACACAACCGGCCCAUCAUUCUUGAUCGCCAACAACUACAUACACUGUGAUUGUAACACUGAGAAAGUACUAAAGCCCUGGCUGCUCGAAAAUCUAAAAAGCAUCCCGGACUACAAGAGUUUAGAGUGCGAAGACAAUAUGGGGCCAGUGGUGGAAUUGAAGGAGUUCCAAGUGUGUCACACGCCGCGAGACUGGACCGACUACAUCUACUACAUCAUAGGCUUGGAAGUAUUGAUCUUGGUUUUGUUAAUAAGCAAGGUCUCCUAUGACUACUGGGUCUUCAAGACCGCCGGCUACCUGCCCUGGCCCGCCAACAAGAUGCCCAGGCUGCCUUGUGAUUGGCUGUGCGAGUGA
Danaus chrysippus (African queen) is the source of this 1617-nucleotide messenger RNA. Lineage: Eukaryota; Metazoa; Arthropoda; Insecta; Lepidoptera; Nymphalidae. The record is from the annotation of a GenBank genome assembly.